GAAAAUUGGGCGUCUCCUCACACAUUAUGCUUUCUGGCUCCGUAUCCCAGUCAACGAAUAUUUUCCUUGCCGGCCCCAUCUCCGCCGUUGUGAAGCCUAGGUACCGCUGCUCUUGGGGACGCCGCAGGUGUAUCCAUCGUAAUUCCUCGUCUCGUGCAGUACCAGAAGUUGCGCACUGCGUGCCCCAGCUUCCUCCAGGCCGCCUUGAUAUGGCCCCACGCUUGCCGGCAGCUGUCGGAUGGGAGGUCGAUCUCGGUAUCCCAGUCAACGAAUAUUUUCCUUGCCAGUCCCAUUUCCAGUGUCGUGAAGCCUAGGUACCGCAGCCGCCUUGGGGACGCCGCAAGAAGCCGGGGUGCGCCUCGGAUCUGGAUAACAAUGCUGAAUGAUAGGCCAUUGUGUAGAUGAUCGAUAGAGGUGCACAGCAAGGUCCGACGAAGUCCGAGGACUGAAGGUCCGAAGGGUCGGGAGUUGGUUCUGCGGUGCGUAGAGAGGAAGGCGUAAAAGCGUAGUGAGUCCGAAGGUCCAAAAUUUGAGGGUCCGUGGGUGAGAUGGUUCUGCGCUGCGAGAGAGGAAAGCGUAGGAGCGUAGCGAGUCCGAAAAUUGAGGGUUCGUGGGUGAGAUGUCCAGAGCUGGAUGCCGCAGAGUGACUACCCUGAAUCUCGCAGCGCUUAUACACCUGAUUCAUUCAAUUUUUUUCGGAACGGCAAUUUGGCUGAGUUCCGAAAAUGUGGACAUAACUUGACAAUAUUCAUGUCUCCAAUUUUCCCCCGACACUUUACUGCUCGACGCGGUGAUCUUAACUUGCGCCUCACCUUCGUAGGGUUGCCAGAUCGGGCAGAGAAUGUUCUCCUUACCGGCGACUCGUGUCCUGGCGUUUGUUCGUGCCCCCGGCGCUUUACAUGGGGGCAAUAAUUUCCUUGGCCCCAGGUUAUAGGCGGCCUGCUCAUCCAGAGCAGGGUCUCCUUCCGCUGACUGUUCUGGACUCUCCGCCUUCUCUGCGCGUGGAUGAUAUUUUUUCAACCUCUCGCCGUCAAUUUCCUCCUUUAUGCCGCCCCACUGUACUUCGAAUGCCCCAGGUAGCAGUUGCCUAACAAUGAUUCCUGGUUCGCGUUUCCAUUUUUUCCGCAGCUUUCCCGAUACUCCUACUUUUUUAUUCGGGUCAAAACACAAAACUGCAUCGCCGGGUUGUAAUUUUAUGGGCUGAUGGCGGUCAUCAAAGGCCGCCUUGUGGUGCUCCUUUGCUUUUGCCACUUCCGCCCGCAAAAGCUCCCAGCCUUUACAAAGCUUCGCUAAUACUCGAGAAACGGGACAUUCCCGUUCUUUUUGCAAAAUAUAACACAUGAAGACCCUCAUUACGAAA
Bemisia tabaci is the source of this 1360-nucleotide messenger RNA. Lineage: Eukaryota; Metazoa; Arthropoda; Insecta; Hemiptera; Aleyrodidae. The record is from RefSeq and is a predicted model, not a curated record.